AUGGCAACAACUCCGGCCAGUUCUUUCGAGGCCCUCAUGAAAGGAGUGACCAGCUGGAAUGUCCCUAAAGAUGCCAUCCCGUGUGAACUGCUUCUUACUGGGGAGGCUGCCUUCCCAGUGAUGGUGAAUGACAAGGGCCAGGUCCUCAUUGCUGCCUCCUCCUAUGGCCAAGGCCGCCUGGUGGUGGUGUCCCAUGAGGGCUACCUGCUGGAUGCUGGCUUCGCUCCAUUUCUUCGUAAUGCGGUGGGCUGGCUCUGUCCCUCACCUGCGGCUCCCGCUGGAGUGCACCCCUCUCUGCCAUCACUAGUAAGUAUCCUGCAAGCCUCUGGGGUUCCGGCACAAGUUCAGCCAGAAGUGGGGGCCCCCGUGGGAGUUUACUGCAUCAGUGCCUACGUUGACACGAUGACUGCAGAGCUGAUCCAGUUUGUGAAGAGUGGAGGCGGCUUGCUCAUCGGGGGCCAAGCCUGGUAUUGGGCCAGUGAGCACGGUUCUGACAGAGUGCUGUCCCGGUUUCCCGGGAAUGAGGUGACAAGUUUGGCCGGAGUAUACUUCACCGACAUCUAUGGGGACAUAGACCACUUCAAGGUCUCUAAGAAGAUACCCAAGAUCCCACUCUACACCAGGUGA
Messenger RNA from Lutra lutra (Eurasian river otter), 627 nucleotides. Its product is annotated as TRPM8 channel-associated factor 2-like. The transcript has a single exon. The record is from RefSeq and is a predicted model, not a curated record. Gene Ontology annotation, biological process: negative regulation of anion channel activity. Bases 1 to 627 code for a protein of 208 amino acids. NCBI's taxonomy places the organism in Eukaryota, Metazoa, Chordata, Mammalia, Carnivora, Mustelidae.